UUCGGUUCCUUCCCAGACAGGGAACAUGAAAACCAAGCUGACAGGGUAACAUCUACACCUGGGCAGAGGACUAUUCCUUCGGGCUAAUGCUGGGGUAGAAGUGAAUCUGAGGAUCCCAGGACACAGACGAGAGAUUCCCGGCAACCAACAGAGGCUCCAGAGAAACAUAGGGGGAUUGUUAAUAAAUCUCAGCGUUCCGGCUUCAAACACCAUGAUCGGAUCGCCAAAACAGAUUCAUCGGCAACUUGCUCCAUGUGCCAUGUUCCUCCUUCUCGCUGUGUUGGGAACUGCUUUCGGACAAAAUGACUGUGGGGACUGCUUCCACCUGAGCUCGGGGGCAAUUACUGGAAUUGUCUUCUGUGACAUCUUCAUCACUGUGCUGAUUGCCCUAACUGUGUAUUUCAUAUCAAAUAAAAUCCAAAAAAAGAAAGACGAAGAAAGAAAUAGAAACAGCCAAAAAACUGAGAUUCAGGAAAGUGAACGAACUUACGAAGAGCUUCAAGGACAAGCAAGGGACAUCUAUAAUGACAUUGGAAGGGCACGACGUUAAUCCCUAUCCAUGUUUCUGGGGAAAAAAACACGUCUGACUCAACCCAUCAUCAAAAGCAGUUAAUGAGAAAGUACAAUGAAAAAAAUAAAUUUAAGGCAAAUUGCAUGAGAUUUUUUAGGGCAGGGCUUUCCAGGGGUCUCCAACAUAGGGUAGUCCAUGAGCUACAGGAAUUGAAGCCAGCAUAAGAUGGGACGUAGCCAAGAGAGACAUCUUACCAGCUCACGAGCCCCUCAUAAAGCAAAGCCAGCUCACUUGCCA
This is a messenger RNA of Spea bombifrons (plains spadefoot toad), 808 nucleotides long. It is a transcript of the gene TYROBP, whose product is annotated as transmembrane immune signaling adaptor TYROBP. Gene Ontology annotation, molecular function: signaling receptor binding. Gene Ontology annotation, biological process: negative regulation of B cell proliferation; negative regulation of transforming growth factor beta1 production; positive regulation of microglial cell mediated cytotoxicity. The record is from RefSeq and is a predicted model, not a curated record. The coding region runs from base 212 to 550 and encodes 112 amino acids. NCBI's taxonomy places the organism in Eukaryota, Metazoa, Chordata, Amphibia, Anura, Pelobatidae. The transcript has 5 exons. Gene Ontology annotation, cellular component: cell surface.